Messenger RNA from Rhodamnia argentea, 1731 nucleotides. RefSeq lists its product as uncharacterized. The record is from RefSeq and is a predicted model, not a curated record. The transcript has 5 exons. The coding region runs from base 143 to 490 and encodes 115 amino acids. Lineage: Eukaryota; Viridiplantae; Streptophyta; Magnoliopsida; Myrtales; Myrtaceae.
CAAGCGAUUCCCUCCGCGAAACUUCGUGUUGUACGGCGGGUACGAAGGAAUCGUCGAGCUUUGAGUCUGUGAUUCAGAGCGAGGACGGAGGAGCAACCCGACUUUCCUCGGUUUGGUUCCCGUUCGCGACGGAGCCGUAAGCAUGCAGAGGCUGCGGAGAGGGACGUCCCUCUUCGGCAGCUUAGCAGCGCCUCAAUUGAAGAAGAAAGCCCUCAAUUCGUGGGCCGCGGUUCAGGACACUUUUUUCUCCACCAAGGAUACUUUCGAGAGGCACAGGGUGGUGUUCACUGUUGGAACUUCGAUAGCUUCGGUGGCGACGGCAUGGGCAGGUUAUUCUAUACGUCACUAUCAUGAAACUAAAGUUGAUCAAAGGCUUGAAUCAAUAGAAAGAGCUAUGAAGGAUAAUUAUCAAUUUGAACAUGGGGAAAUUAAGAAGAUUGUUGGUCGAGAAAGUUCCAGUACUGCGGCUUGUAUUGCCACUGCUGCUUGAACAGAUCUCUGUGCAAUUUUCGUUCUUUAGUAUGAAGAGGGGCAGAACACCAUGAUCACAGUUAUCCAGUUCCAGAAUUCAAGUAUGCUUAGUAUGCAAUUUGACUUGUGUUCCAAUGUAAGAGUUGGCAAAUGAAAGCAUGGUGAAAGAGGAGGUUGGUUAAGAUGCAUACUCAAGAAAUGAACAUUAUCUUAUAAGCUGCUUGAAGUGCAUCAUUAGAGAAAACAGUAGGAAUGUGCAUGCUUCUCCCUUCUUUGGACCAGAUGAUACAGCAAGUAUAUGAAACUUUACCCCUUUUACGCUCUAAUAAUUGAUCAUUUUUCUGUUCAAUCAAGUACAUCAACUUUUCAAGGUUGGCUUAAUGUGAGGCAUUUGCUAAAAUUGCGAACAGAAAACACCAAUGCGGAUAAAUGCCAUUAAAAGUUAUUAAUUGUCCAUAUUGGUGUCUAGUGAGGCCUCUUGAGAUGAUGUUAUGUUGGCAAAGACAUAUUGGAGGGUUGAGAUCGUCCAAGUCAACACCUUCUCUCCCUCCUCUUCACCCAACAUGUAAAUUGAGAUGACAUAACUUUUGUUGAGUAGACAAGCCAUGUCGUUGUGCUCGACUUUCGCUGAGUAAGCAAGCCUCAAUAGCCAAAUCACGUGACAUGGCAACAAUUUUUUUUCACUGAUUCCUCAUAUUGAGCCAAAUUUCAAAAGUUGAGAUAUUUAAUUGAACAAAAAGAAGUUUAGGUGCUUGAUCGUAAAACAGACAAAAGCUCAAAUACUUGUGAUGUCAUUACAUCCCUUUUUUUUGGUUUUGUUGGAAGAAGCUAGAACAGUGAAAUAAACAGGUGUGCUACUUGUCUCAAGACAUGGGUGUGGUACCUCCUAUUAGUAGAAGAAAUUGGCUUUGCUUAUAUUUGUUCAUGGUUUUGACUGUGGACUGAAAAUUGGAAUUCCCUGGCAGAGAUCACUGCUUGGUGAUCCUUUUCCAUGGGUUCCAAAGUGUUCUGAUUUUCUUUGCGGGAGUUUAUUCGAACUGUGUUGAAGUUGAAAUGGAUGUUUCUGAUUCUUAUCUUACACUCAUUCCUUAUUGUCUUGUCUUCGCUAUGAUUGCAGCUAUGCCUUGGGUUGGCGAGGUGGAAGAUGGUAUGCAAAUAGGAAGUUUAGAAGGGAGCAGAUGAAAUUGUUGGGGCAGAUUAAGCCGAGGAGGUGGGAAUUGCUGGGCCGGAUGAAGCCGAAAGGAUUGAAACUCCAAUUCU